Molecule: messenger RNA, 2170 nt
Organism: Vigna radiata var. radiata (mung bean)
Lineage: Eukaryota; Viridiplantae; Streptophyta; Magnoliopsida; Fabales; Fabaceae
Product: isochorismate synthase 2, chloroplastic
Exons: 15
Coding region: 154-1839 (561 amino acids)
Biological process (GO): phylloquinone biosynthetic process
Cellular component (GO): plastid
Molecular function (GO): isochorismate synthase activity
Source: RefSeq, a predicted model, not a curated record
GGAAAUCUAAAGAAAUCCAACACCACGAAACCAUAUCAUCAUUUUCCUAUCUCCUACUACGGUUUUGCCAAAACACUGUGUAAAAGCCACCAUUUUUUCUUCCUCUCCUUCACCUUUCUUUCUCUCACAUGCUCCCUCACACGUAAACUCACCAUGGCCACAGCCAUCUUUCACAAGUGGCUCACUCAUUUCACAGACACAAAGAAAUGCAGCAGCAACACCCUUUAUUCAAAUGCUUCCAAGGGACACCAAUCCCUCUACUUCCACCACUAUCAUAGACCUGUGUGUCAAGGGUGCUGCUACCUUUCAAUGAAUGGUUGCAGAGAGGGACAUGAACAACAUGCAAGAGCAAGGAAGCCAGUUGGGACCAUAGAAACCAGAACGUUGGCAACUGUUGCAUCACCUGCAAUGGCUAUGUACAGUCUGAACUUGGCCAUUUCAGAGCUGAAAUCGGCCCCGUUUGGUACCUCGUCGGGCAUAGUAAGGGUGCAGGUGCCGAUUGAAGAGCAGGUUGAGGCCAUCGAUUGGCUCCAUUCACAGAACCAUCUUCUGCUUCCUCGCUGCUUCUUCUCUGGAAGGAAGCACAGUCCCAAUGGUGAAGCAAACUUGGUGAGCGUUGCUGGGGUGGGUUCAGCUGUUUUCUUUUCCCAGCCACAUCCUUUUUCCUACUGGGAUUGGAUUUCUAUAAGGAGGUUUCUUUCUGAGAGGUGCCCUUUAGUCCGUGCCUAUGGUGCUAUCCGUUUCAAUGCAGAAGCUAAGGUGUCAUCAGAGUGGCUGGCUUUUGGUUCUUUCUACUUCGUGAUACCUCAGGUUGAGUUCAAUGAGCUUGAAGGAGGAUCAAUGCUUACCAUUACUAUUGCUUGGGAUAAUGAUCUUUCUUGGUCAUGGGAAAAUGCAAUCAAUGCACUUCAAGAAACACUUUGCAAAGUUUCUUCCUCCAUUGUGAACUUUCCAAAACAAACUCCUCCAACAUUAAUAUUAAGCAGCCAUAACAUUCCUAGUAAAGUAGACUGGGAUCUUGCAGUUAAUAGAGCUUUACAAAUGAUAGAGCGAAAUGACUCCUUAUUAACCAAGGUUGUGCUAGCACGUAGCACUAGGGUCGUACCUACUUCUGAUAUUGAUCCUCUUGCAUGGUUAUCUUGCUUAAAGGUUGAAGGUGAAAAUGCGUAUCAGUUUUUGCUUCAGCCACCAAAUGCACCAGCAUUCAUUGGAAACACACCAGAGCAACUAUUUCACAGAAAAUGGCUCCACAUUACUAGUGAGGCUUUGGCUGGGACCCGUGCUAGAGGAGCAUCACAAGCAUUAGAUCGCCAAAUUGAACUUGACUUACUUACCAGUCCAAAGGAUGACAUUGAGUUUACCAUAGUGAGAGACACCAUAAGAAGAAAAGUAGAGGCAGUAUGUGAAAGGGUUGUGAUCAAGCCAGAGAAAAUGAUAAGAAAACUCCCCAGGAUUCAACAUUUGUUUGCUCAAUUAUCUGGUAGGCUAAGAAGAGAAGAAGAUGAGUUUGAAAUUUUGUCAUCUCUUCACCCUAGUCCAGCGGUUUGUGGGUUUCCAACCGAAGAGGCACAACUUUUAAUUGCAAAGACAGAAGUAUUUGAUCGAGGGAUGUAUGCUGGACCUGUUGGUUGGUUUGGAGGAGGAGAGAGUGAAUUUGCUGUAGGGAUUCGGUCAGCAUUGGUGGAAAAGGAUAGAGGUGCAUUUAUAUAUGCUGGGACAGGGAUUGUGGAAGGAAGCAGUCCUUAUCUGGAAUGGGAUGAGCUAGAACUCAAGACAUCUCAGUUCACCAAGUUGCUCAAGCUGGACUUGCCUCAGAGACAAAAAGUAGAUUGUAAAUGAGCUCCACUGAUACGUUUUUCUAAAUGAAGUUUGAGAUUAUGGUAUUUCCUUCCUUUGGAAAUUGGCCUAAUAAAUUUGGCGAUUGGGAGGAUAUGGACGACAUUUAGUUUGUACAAAUGAGGUUUAUAUAAUGGAUUAAGUUCUUGGCUCAUUUGAGAAGAUUCAAGAAAACUAGUCAAUUUGUAUAUGGGUUAAGAAGCCAAGACUACAAUUCUUUCCCCUAAUACCUUUGUUGUAUUAGGCAUUAAUCUUAAGGAAAAUCAUAAUCAUCAUUGUGUAAUAUCAUAUUUGGGUAUAAUAUCAUAAUCAAACUACUUUGUCGUUACAAUUC